CUUGCGGUCGUGUCGUCAUGUGAGCUGUUUUCGCUCUCUGAGCACUUUGCAUUUAACUGAGUAGGUUGUUUUGGAGUGAUGUCGCACCAUCACUUGAGACAUUUGUGGCUCAAAAUGAGUUGUACACUUCGCUAAUUAUUGCUGUUGCCGUCAACAUUAAGGCGACGGUUCAGAUGAAAUGGAGAUAACGCGUACCAGACCUUCGUUGUAUGGAGACAUCGGUAAGUAGCUUAAACGCUCGGUGACUAAUUGUAUUGCCAAAUAAUGCUUUAUGACAGCUUUAGUACAAUAUUUGCGGGAUCGUUUUCUGUGGCUAAUAUUAUUUUCUAUGUGUGAAAUGCAUAGUUAGAUCAAAGUUAGCGUGCUAAUAGGUGACUAUGAGACUAAUGAUUAAGCUUGUUAAGGCUGCAGUAUGCUACAGCGUAGCGUCUUGAUCCUGUUACAGUAUGCUUUUUGGCGGGGGCUGAGCUUAUGACGUGCAAUUCUUUACCAAAACGGCAGGGGCAGUGUUUUUCUGAAAGUCAGCAACCACAACUCUCGUUGACUAGCUAUUUGGCUUCCCGUGUAUGAGUUGUGAACAAUGGCGACUGAAGCGACUUGAUCAUUGUUGGAGCUGGAACUAAUCUUUAUGAAACAAGUUAACCAACAGUCUUUGACUGUAUACGCCGCAAUUAGUCGCAUUCUUUUGGCGGCUUUACAUGUCUACAUGUGUUUUGUGGACUUAGAGAAGGCAUAUGACCGUUUUCGUUGAAUAAUUAUGUGGGGAGUACUCCUGGAAUAUGGGGUACCCAACCACCUAAUUCAGGCUGCUCGUUUCCCGUGUGACCGGUGUCAGAGUUUGGUUUACAUUGCUGGCAAUAAGUCGGACCCGUUUCCAGUGAGGGUUGGACUCUGCCAGGGCUGCCCUUUGUCACUGAUUCUGUUCAUUACUUUUAUGCACAGAAUUUGUAGGUGCAGCCAGGGCGUUGAGGAGUUCCAGUUUGGUGGCUGCAGGAUUGGGUCUCUGCUUUUUGCAGAUGACGUGGUCCUGCUGGCUUCAUCGAGCUGUGACUUUCAACUCUCACUGGAUUGGUUCGCAGCCAAGUGUGAAGCGGCUGGGAUGAGAGUCAGCACCUUCAAGUCCGAGCCCAUGGUUCUCACCCGGGAAAGUGUGGAGUGUUGUCUCCAGGUUGGGGAUGAGGUCCUGCCCCAAGUGGAGAAGUUUAAUUAUCACGGGGUCUUGUUCACGAGUGAGGGAAAGAUGGAACGCGAGAUGGACAGGCGGAUUGGUGCGGCGUCUGCAGUGAUGCGGACUCUGCAUCGCUCCUUUGUGGUGAAGAGGGAGCUGAGCCAAAAGGCAAAGCUCUCAAUUUACCGGUCGGUCUACGUUCCUACCCUCAUGAGCUUUUGGUAGUCACGGAAAGUACAGGAUCACGGGUACAAGUGGCCAAAAUGGGUUUUAUCCGUAGGGUGGCUGGGCUAUCCCUUAGAGAUAAGGUGAGAGGCACUGUCAUCCGUGAGAAACUCAGAGUAGAACCGCUGCUCCUCCGCACUGAGCCAGAUGAGGUCUCUCGGGCAUCUGGUCAGGAUGCCUCCCAGACGCCUCCCUGGGGAGGUGUUCAGGGCACGUGUGACCGGUAGGAGGCCUCGGGGAAGACCCAGGACACGUCGGAGAGGCUAUGUCUCUCAACUGGCCAGGGAACGCCUCGUGACCUGCGGGGAGGAGCUGGACGAAGUGUCCAGGGAGAGGGAGGUUUGGGCUUCCCUGUUUCGGCUGCUGUCCCUGCAACCCGACCUCGGAGUAUCGGAAGAAGAUGGAGGAGUGGAUGGCAGAUUUUUUGGAGCUUCCAUAGGAGGGGAAAUCCAGAAAUGGUGUACUAAAAAAAAAAGCAGAGCAAUCACAGGUCUAAGCUCCGCAUCACCGUUGACGAGAGCCCAUGGUCUUGGAUUCUGGACGGACCGGACUGCUGUCCACGAGGCGGCCGCACAAGGAAGAGCGGUCCAACUGCAGCAGCUAAUUGAAAGCGGUGCGGCUGUGAACAUGGUGGCAAUCGACUCCAUCACACCCUUACACGAAGCGUGCAUACAGGGCCACACCCAGUGCGUCAGAUUACUGCUUGGUGCCGGGGCACAGGUUGAUGCUCGUAACAUAGACGGAAGCACGCCGCUGUGCGAUGCCUGUGCUGCUGGCAGUCUGGAGUGUGUCAAGGUGCUACUAGAGUACGGCGCGACUGUCAAUCCCCCACUGUUUACCUUCUCACCGCUUCAUGAGGCAUGCAUGGGAGGCAAUUCUGAUUGUGUCCAGCUAAUGAUCGACCAAGGAGCCUUCAUGGAGGCUCACGACUGCCACUAUGGCACGCCACUCCAUGUCGCCUGCGCCAGGCAACAUUACGCCUGCGCUAAAGUUCUCCUCAAUGCGGGUGCAAAUGUGAACGCCGCCAAGCUGCAUGAAACCGCCCUCCAUCAUGCGGCCAAAGCAAGGAAUGUUCACUUGAUCGAGCUGCUCGUGGAGUUUGGCGCCAACUUGUACGCCAGAGACAACCUGAACAAAAAGCCCAUCCAGUACGCUGGUUUAGGGUCGCCUUCCUACCUUUGCUGUCAGUUUUAUGAAGACACACCCCUCAGUCUCCAGCAGAUCAGCCGGGUGGCUUUGAGGAGGAUGCUGGGCGUGAGGGCGCUGGACGUUUUCUCCAAGUUGGGUCUGCCCAGUCGCAUCGUAGGUUUUCUAUCGUACAUGCCGCCUCCCAUUUUUGAAAUUUGACCAAGCCAAAGCUCAAGAACAGUUUGACUGUUAAGGCUAUGAAUUGCUCUAAGAGGUGACAGAGUUUACAUGAUGGCGACACGUAUCACUACUAUACUACUGUAUAUGCAAAGUGUAUAUACAGUAUAAUGUAAGUAUGCUUGAUUGUACAUUUGUAAAUAACACAGAUUGUUCUGUAUGUAACUUGUGUAAAUAAACAGACUUCUCCAA
Molecule: messenger RNA, 2950 nt
Organism: Dunckerocampus dactyliophorus (ringed pipefish)
Lineage: Eukaryota; Metazoa; Chordata; Actinopteri; Syngnathiformes; Syngnathidae
Gene: asb13b
Product: ankyrin repeat and SOCS box containing 13b
Exons: 6
Coding region: 1541-2740 (399 amino acids)
Biological process (GO): protein ubiquitination; positive regulation of protein catabolic process
Molecular function (GO): protein binding
Source: RefSeq, a predicted model, not a curated record